This is a messenger RNA of Fomitiporia mediterranea MF3/22, 180 nucleotides long. RefSeq lists its product as uncharacterized. The record is from RefSeq and is a predicted model, not a curated record. The transcript is spliced from 2 exons. Bases 1 to 180 code for a protein of 59 amino acids. NCBI's taxonomy places the organism in Eukaryota, Fungi, Basidiomycota, Agaricomycetes, Hymenochaetales, Hymenochaetaceae.
AUGGUCGGCUACCAUCUGACUGUCUACGACACCACACGGAUGAGUUACCUGACGAAUGCAAGUCUGUUCGGACGGCACUAUUCAACUGCAAACGCGGGAUGUUGGAUAUGCGAAGACGAUUUAGAGGGAACAACCCUGGAUAUGUUCCUCCUCCGAGUACGACAGGACAAAACCCGGUAG